Dibothriocephalus latus is the source of this 222-nucleotide messenger RNA. Lineage: Eukaryota; Metazoa; Platyhelminthes; Cestoda; Diphyllobothriidea; Diphyllobothriidae. The record is from the annotation of a GenBank genome assembly.
AUGCUGGAGCAGCUUCAACUGCGAUGGAGCGGCGACUUAGUGCAGAUGGAAGAGCAACAACUGCCCAAACGGUUGUCCUACUCUGGUGUCAUUGUGGGUGCUCGCUGCAGAGGAAGACAAAAGAAUCACUACAAUGACAUCCUGAAGAACCGAUGUGGCCGGUCAAAUUGCUGCCGCCAAGGCCAAAAUGACAGCUCACAAGUCAUGAACUCACCGGAGUAA